AUGCCGAUCGACAGUUAUAAUGCGACAUUGCUCUUCUCCAACUCCACAAUAACUUCAGUUUUAUCCCGGCCGUUUGUACUAUCCUGGUUCACCGCUUCUUUCAUUAUUAACCUAUUGGGUUCCAGUAGCAGCUUCCUUUUAAUCUUCGCCCUCUGCACCCGCUCCCGUUUCCACUCCACAACGAAUCUCCUGGUCAUCCACCUGCUCCUCAUCGAAGCCAUCAACAUGGCGGCGCCCACCAUGCUGGCCAUCUUCGCUGUCCUCCUCCACGAGACGCACCGGCCCUUCCCCGUCCACUGCUCCAUAGUCGCCUUCACCCAAAUCCUCUUCACCGUCUUAUCCAACUGGUUAUCGGCGCUGUUGGCCAUCAACCGCCUGACGGCCAAGCUCUGGCCGUACCGCCACAAAACCUGGACCACCAAGUCCACGGUGACCAUGGCGGUGGUCGGCACCUGGGUCCUCAGUCUGGCCACGACCAUCCCGCUGCUCUUUGGAGUAGGGGGACGUUUAGACCGCUUCUAUCCCCUUGGUUACUGCGGGGUGAAACCUACCCCUGGGGUGAUGUUCGCCGUGUACACCAACAUCAGCUUCACGUGCCCGUUGAGUGUACAGGCGGUGUGCUAUGCGCUGAUUGUGGGGUCGCUGCAGCGCUCCAUGGUGGCGUGCCCGACGGUCGUGGCGGCGCAGCGGCGACGGCGACAGCGCGCCAUCAGCUUCGUCUUGUUGGUGGUAUUCGUGUGGUAUUUGGUGUGCUAUCUGCCUAUUCCGAUUAUCACCACGUACUUUUACGGGCAGUGGCAGACGGAUCACCGGUUGUUUGUCUGCUUUAAGACCUUGAUGACGUGCGGAAGCGCCGGGACACCGAUUAUUCUGCUGAGUUUGAGCAGUGAGUACCGUUUAGCGGUGAAGGAGCGCUGGCGGCAGGUGAAUUUUCCCUGCUCCUUUUUAUGCUCGGCAGUGUGGGAAUCGCGGAAUCUGCAUAAAAGUAGAGUGAGUGUUAUCAGCGUACCGGCUGUCCUGGUGACGGAUUGCAGUGCUGGAGACCCGAUGAAUGUUGAUCACUGUAACAUUUAA
This is a messenger RNA of Paramacrobiotus metropolitanus, 1074 nucleotides long. RefSeq names its product somatostatin receptor type 4-like. Gene Ontology annotation, cellular component: membrane. Gene Ontology annotation, molecular function: G protein-coupled receptor activity. Bases 1 to 1074 code for a protein of 357 amino acids. Lineage: Eukaryota; Metazoa; Tardigrada; Eutardigrada; Parachela; Macrobiotidae. The record is from RefSeq and is a predicted model, not a curated record. The transcript has 2 exons. Gene Ontology annotation, biological process: G protein-coupled receptor signaling pathway.